AUGUCUUCGUCGCUUUCAUUGUUAUCGGUUGGAAAUCUUUUGGUUGGUUUAAUAAUAAAGAGAGUCAUCGCAUCACAUCGCACACCAGAAUGUGCUUGUUCAAAGAUGAUGUCACAAAUCAGCAAGUGUGGUGAAGUUUGCCAUGAGAAAUGUUGCAAGCCAAUGGCACUGAAGUUAAUCAACACUUCAUCUCACAACAUUUAA
Messenger RNA from Clunio marinus, 204 nucleotides. The record is from the annotation of a GenBank genome assembly. Lineage: Eukaryota; Metazoa; Arthropoda; Insecta; Diptera; Chironomidae.